ACUUCGGUCUGAAUUUUUGGAUAAGGUUCAUUUUUAUUUUUUUAUUUUUCCCGCAAAGAAAAGAAAUCAUUUUCAAAAACCUCGACGUUUCCACACGCCAUUUUCCUAUUACCCCAAACGCCCACCCUAUUUAUACACACCAUAUCCGUCUAGUGAAUCUAAAAUCCCAAAACUGAAGGAAAAGUAAAAUUACAAUCCAUUUUCUUUUUUCUCAUUCGUUUCCAGAAAAUGGUUGAUUUAGAUUGGAAAGCGAAGAUGGUCUCUUCCGAUAUCCCAAACAAAUCCCCAAAACUUUCUAAUAAGCUUCAGGUUUCGAUUCCUACGCCGUUUCGCUUCUCCAAUAUUUCAUCUCCACUUUCGACUUCAGCUUCGGCUUCCUCCGCUUACGAUUAUUAUCUCCGGCUACCGGAGUUGAGGAAGUUAUGGGAGACAAAGGAGUUUCCAGCUUGGCAAAACGAGCGCGUUUUGAAGCCAGCUUUGCAUGCUCUCGAGAUCACAUUCAGGUUUAUUUCGAUUGUUUUGUCUGAUCCUAGAUCGUAUUCGAACCGUCGCGAAUGGAAUCGUCGACUCGAGUCACUCACCACGAGUCAGAUCGAACUCAUCGCCAUGCUUUGCGAGGACGAAAACGAGGAUAAAACGGCCGCUGGCACGGCGCCGAUCUUCGAUCUAACUUCUUCGAACGGAGUACUAGCUCGCGAGAGCAGCUCCGCCGAGGUCUGGAAGCUUCAUGGAGAAACAACGGUGGUCAGCCGAACCAGCAAAGACAGCUUGUUGCCUCGACUCGCCACGUGGCAGAAAUCUGAAGAUGCCGCGCAGAAAAUCCUUUACACCAUUGAGUGCGAGAUGAGGCGUUGUCCGUACACUCUAGGUUUAGGAGAGCCGAACUUGUCCGGCAAACCGAGCCUCGACUACGACGCCGUUUGCAAGCCAAACGACCUCCACGCGCUGAAAAGGAGCCCGUACGACCACUGCAUCGAGAACCACGAGAACGCAACGCUUUUCACGACGCAUCAGAUCCUGGAAUCGUGGAUCCAAACGGCGAAACAAGUACUGAAACGCAUCGCUUCGAGGAUUGACGCUGAAAUCUUCGAAACCGCCGCGAGCGAUUGUUAUUUGUUGGAAAGGAUCUGGAAGCUUCUAGCGGAAAUUGAAGAUCUCCACCUUUUAAUGGAUCCCGACGAUUUCCUUCACCUCAAAAGUCAGCUACUGAUAAACCCGGUCAAUGAAACGGAAGCGUUUUGUUUCAGGUCGAAAGGCUUGGUUGAAAUUACGAAAAUGUCCAAGGAGUUGAAACACAAGGUUCCGUUUAUAUUGGGUGUGGAGGUGGAUCCUAAAGGCGGACCCAGGAUCCAAGAAGCUGCGAUGAGAUUGUACUCAGAGAAGCAGGAGGGCAAUAAGGUCUUCCUCGUACAAGCUUUGCAAGCCAUCGAAGGAGCUUUAAAACGGUUCUUUUACGGUUAUAAGCAGGUGUUGGUGGUGGUUAUGGGGAGUUUAGAAGCGAAAGGGAACCGAGUCGUGGCCGGCUCCGGCUCGGUCGAUUCGUUGAGCCAGGUAUUCUUAGAGCCUACUUAUUUCCCUAGUUUGGAUGCGGCUAAGACUUAUUUGGGCGAGUUUUGGAAUCAUGAACUCGGUGGAUCUGGGUUGACUCGAUGGAAGAAGUGAUGACUCAUUUUGAUUGGAAAAUCGAAAAGAAGCGGAAGAUUAAUUAUUCUUUCUAGUCGAUUAUUGUUUUUAUAUUUAAUCUUUUUUGUAUACUUAUUCUUGUAAAAUACAAAUUCAUUAUUUAUAGAACUCUAUCCAAUUACUAUA
Gossypium raimondii (Peruvian cotton) is the source of this 1809-nucleotide messenger RNA. Its product is annotated as nematode resistance protein-like HSPRO2. Bases 229 to 1662 code for a protein of 477 amino acids. Gene Ontology annotation, biological process: defense response. The transcript has a single exon. Lineage: Eukaryota; Viridiplantae; Streptophyta; Magnoliopsida; Malvales; Malvaceae. The record is from RefSeq and is a predicted model, not a curated record. Gene Ontology annotation, molecular function: metal ion binding; heme binding.